CGGUCGCGCUACGCUACCCCCGCCGUGCGAGGACGCGUGUGCGAGAGCGCGCGUUGUGUGCUGUGCUGCAAGACGCCCCCCCGCGCACGGGCGUAGCCUCCGCCGUGCCGCCAUCGUGCCAGAGAUGCUCGCGGGAAUGCUGGAGCCGUACGGCUGUUGGACGCCGCAUCCACGAUUAGAGAAUUCCCCAUGGCCGCCCGUUACCGCUCGGAGCGCGAGCGGCGGCGAGGGCGGCGGCGGCGGCGGCGGCGGCGACGGCGGCGACGGCGGCGACGCGAGGCGACAGGGCGGCGUGGCGCGACGCUGGUGGUGGCACGUGCGACCAGGUGGUGCGAGAGCUCGGCGCCGCCGACGCCCACUUCAGAAUUCGCACCCUCCAGGGGUUGCUUGGCGGAAGAACCAGCCACCUCAGGCGGCAUUAUUUCUACAAUGGCAACCCCGCUUAGAUAUUCUCGGUUUCCGUUCCGUGCUCUUGUUGCUAACUUGA
This is a messenger RNA of Gryllus bimaculatus (two-spotted cricket), 487 nucleotides long. The record is from the annotation of a GenBank genome assembly. NCBI's taxonomy places the organism in Eukaryota, Metazoa, Arthropoda, Insecta, Orthoptera, Gryllidae.